AUGAAUAAUUCGAGCAAUGUGACGGAAGAAAAAGAGCUUCCAUGGAUGUACGAUAUUGGUAUUGAGGAUGCAACAUGGGUGUUAACUGCUUCAUUUAUCAUUUUUACGAUGCAAACGGGUUUUGGCAUGUUAGAAUCUGGUUGUGUUUCUGUAAAAAACGAAGUUAACAUCAUGAUGAAAAACAUAAUUGACAUCGUGUUAGGCGGAUUUACGUAUUGGAUGUUCGGUUAUGGGCUUCAGAUGGGACAAGGACCUUGGGCGAACCCGUUCGUUGGAUUUGGAGACUUUUUAGUUGAUCCGAAUGACACAGAUCCGUUAAUGGGACCCGUUUUUACGUCAUUUUUGUUUCAAUUGUCCUUUUCGACGACAGCAACGACGAUUGUGAGCGGCGCAAUGGCUGAACGAUGCAAUUUUAAGGCUUACUGUAUCUUUUCAUUUUUGAAUACGAUCGUUUAUUGCAUUCCUGCGGGAUGGGUUUGGGGUCCUCAAGGCUUUUUAUCGGGAUUGGGAGUUGUUGAUAUCGCAGGAAGCGGACCUGUGCACUUAGUUGGAGGAGCUUCGGCAUUUGCAUCAGCUGCUAUGUUGGGUCCUCGUCUCGGAAGAUACGAAAAUGGCAUCGCUCCUUUGCCGUUGGGUAAUCCUGUGAAUGCUUGUAUGGGACUUUUUGUACUUUGGUGGGGUUGGUUAGCGUUUAAUUCAGGUUCAACGUAUGGCGUAGCGGGAAGUAAAUGGCAUUAUGCUGCAAAAGCAUCUGUCAUGACCAUGCUCGCGAGUUUUGGAGGAGGAAUGUUUGCUCUACCUUACACUUAUUGGAAAAACGGAAGCAAAGUUGACAUUUUUGACCUCAUAAAUGGCAUUUUAGGAUCGUUAGUUGGCAUUACAGCAGGUUGUUUCUUGUAUUCUGCAUGGGAAUCUAUUCUCGUUGGCUUCAUAGGAGGCUUUUUGUCGUUAAUUACGCCUCAAUUAAUCGACACAAUGGGCGUUGAUGAUCCUGUAGGAGCAACUUCUGUUCACGGAAUCUGCGGAAUAUGGGGAGUAAUUGCUGUUGGACUUUUCAGCGGAAAUCCUCAACCAAUUGAUACUACAGGAGGAAGAAGAGGAUUAUUCAGAGGCGGCGGAUGGUACAUGCUCGGAGUUCAAACAUUAGCUGCUUUAUGUCUUCUAACAUGGGGAAUGUUAUCAACUUUUGUCCUUCUUUGGGGUAUAAAUAAGAUAACGCCUAUUCGCAUGGAUCCUUAUGAAGAGCUUUUGGGAGCUGAUUUGUGUGAACAUAACAUCAAACAUGGACACAUUGGAGUUUCUCGAGCACUUUCUGCUCUUGCGCCUGCUGAUUUGCAUCUUGAGCAAUACGCAAAUAUCCCAAAAGUUGGUUUUAAUCCAGGACACGAAGGAAUUCUCGGAGAGCUUUACACUGUUUCAAAAAAACUUCAAGUUUGGGUAGAUGUAGCAAAAAACACGAGUCCCACAAAACAAACUUUAAAACAACGCAUGAAAUCUGAUCGAAAUGGCAUCCUCAAGAGACUUCGCACGGGAGUUCGUAAAAAGAUCAAGCUCGAAAGUGCUUUGGGACAACCGAAGAAAAUUGUUCCGACAAUUAACGUCGAGCCAGUUAGCGUUGAGAGAAGAAACGGCCCAUAUUCGUGGGUUGAAUAA
Molecule: messenger RNA, 1653 nt
Organism: Culicoides brevitarsis
Lineage: Eukaryota; Metazoa; Arthropoda; Insecta; Diptera; Ceratopogonidae
Product: putative ammonium transporter 2
Exons: 7
Coding region: 1-1653 (550 amino acids)
Biological process (GO): ammonium transmembrane transport; ammonium homeostasis
Cellular component (GO): plasma membrane
Molecular function (GO): ammonium channel activity
Source: RefSeq, a predicted model, not a curated record